AUGUCGGAGCUGCAGAACCUGUCCAGCUCGGCGUCCGGCUUUGUCCAGAGGCUGACUUCCAGAUUUCCGCUGCAUGCGGAUCUCACUGGACCAGUGUUGCUGUCAGUGCAGGCGCUCGUUCACGGACUGCAGUUGCUGCACCGCCAUCUUUGGCAACAUCAGUCAGCCUCUGCUCUGGCUGCUUCCGCGGCAGGCGUUGCCGACGCCCCGCAGUCCCCCGCAAGCGAGCCUGGAGGUUUGCAGGCAGCGCUGGGACUGGAGGUGGAAGAGGCACUGGGCAAUCCGGAAGUCCUUUGCUGGUGGCUCCGCUGGACGACCCUCUCGCGUCGGCGCGCUUCCCUACAGGCUCCACCCCCGCACACUGCCUUGCAGAUGCUGCGAAGGCUGAGUGUCCUUCAGCAGGAGGACGAGGACCUUCGAGCCAAGGAGGACAUCGAUGCACUCACGCCCUUCAAGCUGGCAAAGGCAAAGAAGCCUGACGACGCGGAAGACGAGGAUGCCGGAAGGCAAGAAGCGCUCUUUCCAGGCGAGAACCAAGUCGAGGCCUUGGCGGCACUGGGUCUCAACGAGGAUGGCACGGCAGAGACCGACGGGGCCGAAGGUGAUGGUGUGGUCACUGGUGGCAGCAGCCUCUACGACCUUUGGUCGACCAGCAAGGUGGAGGCUGGAAAGAAAAGGGCGAAGACUUCGGACAGCCAAGGACAAGGUACAAAGUUCCAUUUGCAGCCGCAGCAGAUAGCUGAUAUCUGUGAUUUCAGUCUAGAAUGCUUCGGGGAGGAGGCUCUCGCCUUGCAGGAGGCAGAUGAGCUGCGCUUGGACUCGCUUGAUGCUUCCUUGGAAAUAUUCGUGCGUCUUUGUGUCUGUGGCCUGGCGAGUGAUCGCGCGACGACCACUCUUCUGCCAGCAGCGGUGGGCCAGCGGCUGUCCCCCUUGGUCAUGCUCAGACUCCUGCGGACCGCCAGACAGUUGCAGCCUGGGCCGAUGGUUCUGACGGAUGCGGAGAGCAUCGGGAAGAAGCGAACUGCAGCCGAAGCUCGGCGAAGCCUGCACUCAGCUGCUGCCUCUGCUUUCUAUGCCGAGAGUAGCCCGGCCAUUCUCUUGCAGCUGGCUGCCCCACUUGCGGCUUUGCUGACUCGGGUGCGUGAUCUUCUGGCGCAGUUCGAAGAGCAUCCGUCCCUUUUGGCCAUCGAAGGCCUCGUCGAGAAGAUGAUGGCCCUGAACCUGCUACAGACGACGCCGAUGGUCAUCGUGACAAUGUUGGAGCUGCUCCUUGGGCGAGUGGUUGUCUGGGAGGAAGCUGCAAGCCGCCAUGUCUCGCUGCAAGCGCAAACGCAACCGCUCAAGGCGCUUGUGGUCAGCUUGCGCGAGCGGCAGCUGCUGGAGUGGAAAGGCUUGCGGCAGAUUCGCGAGCGCUUCUGGGAGCGCAACAGCUCUAAGUGGUGGCUGCAUCUCAUCGGCUUGCUUUCAGAGGCCGCAGACUCCCGAAGUCUCGUCGAUGAGCUACUGCGCUUCAUGCGCACAGCCCCGCUUGGAGAGUUCCGCACCCGUCUACAAAUGCUUCGAGCGGCUGCGCGACUCCAGAUGGAGGCUGAAGGCAACACAAGCAUGGCGGGGCUUGUGGCGCAUCACGUGUGGAACUUCAGCCGGAAGUGGCUCCCGGCCAUCGAGAAGGAGCUCGCGAAAGCCCAGCAGGCCAUGGAGAAGGAAGUGCAGGACUUGGUCAAGAUUGUGCGCUGGGACCUGUCGAACUACCACGCUUUGAAGGACUCGGCAUCGCGCAGCCACCGCCAGCUGAGCCGGGCCAUCAAGCGCUUCGACGACAGCCUUCAAGAGCUGGUCGAUCUGGUCCUUUCCUCGGCCUCCUCGAGCGCCAAGCCGGCGCCUGCCCACCACAGCAGGAGGUUCACUGUCGAGGCUUUUGCCCUCGCGACGGCUGCGGAAAUGCCCUCUGGGCAGGUCAGUGGUCGAGUGAGCGACAGCGACGAGUUUUGGAGCGAUGCGCAAUCAGUUGUGGGAGCGCUGCCAUCGAUGCUCAGCAGUCUUGGUCGCAUGAUUGGACAACAGUUGCUCCCGGAUUCGUUUUGCCUGUCGGCGGCUGCAGGCUCCGGGGUCCUGGAGGUGGCUGAAGACCUGUGCUCCGAAACAGGGUCUGUGCUGGAGUCCCUGCAAGACCAAGAGACGACGCUUCCAGUGAAGCGCAGAAGGCUGCAUGGCCUCAAGGAGAUCUGCGCCAACUUCGGAUUUGUUCCACGCCCGGUGCAUGACUCCUCCUUCGACGUGGCCGAUUUCUUCUGCUCUCUGCUUGCCACGCCCUUCGCGGCAGAGGCGACGCAAAAGGAUGAGCCGAAAGACGACAACAACGAAGCCAAGCCAAGCCUGCAGCCGGAGCGACCCUUGAAGAGGCUGCGCACGAAGCAGAGACUUGCUGAACCGGUUCCUGCAGAGGAUCAGGCGGGGAGAUCUUUCCUGGACGACUUCAAAGCCGAAGUCGAGUGUUGCUGGGCCAGGACGGAUGACUUGACCUAUGAAAUUCUUCAUCUGGCUUUGCGUUUGCAUUCCACCAAGAGCCGGCCAAAAGAUCUGACAGCCGGUGAAAUGCAGGUUUGGCUUGGGCUGGCGGCAGCUUCCAUCCAAGCACUUCGAUGCCACCGCGAGCGGUGCGUGGCUUUUCACAACGUUGUGGCCCAGUUUGAAGACACAUGUAGUGUGAGCUUGGCGGAGGUGUCGCUGAAGGUGCCCAGCAAGAUGCUGCGAGCAACCUUCAUGCUGUUGGACCGACUCCUGGAAGGUGGCCAGCAAGCGCGGCUGGUGGGGAAGGCCCGCAAGGCAGGCUCCUGUGACGAGGCAAUGCAGGCGGCCAUCGCGAGCUUCGAGUCCACCGUGUCUUUUGUUCAUGGCUCGGAGGAGUUUCGAUGCUGUAGAGCUACCUCGGAUUUUUCAGCACAUCUGCAUGUCAAGGUGAGGUUCUUGCACAGCUUGAUUGCGAAGGCCAGUGCGGCCAUCAAGCAGAUGGAUGAAGGCCUCACCAGUGCCGCUGGGCUUGUACCCGCAUCGAUGGCAUCAUCGUUGAAGCGAUCUUGCAAGGACCUCGAGUCAAGCUUGUCUCAGCUGCAAGCCUGCUUGGAGCCUCCAGUGGCCCCUUCUGCAGAAGCUCUGCGACCUUUGCGCCUGCUUCUGCUGGCUGUGCAGCACACGCGCGAGGUGUACAGCUCAGAUCCAUCAAUCUCUAUGAGCGCAGCGACCAAACCGACUGGCAACGAAGCGGAGCAAGAAGAGGAAGCCCUUGCCGUGCCACAACUUGGGCUGGGACGCGAGAAGCAUCUGAAAGCUUUGUUGGAGAUCUUGCCCUUGUCGCAGAUCCACGAUGCUCUAGGGCAGCAUCUGGAGCAGCUUCCGAGCUCAUUCGUAUCUCCACUGGCACCCUUCUCCAGUCAGAUCUUGCAGCUGGCGAGGGCUUUGCUGCUUGGCGGGCUUCAGGCAGCCUUAGCGACGGCCGAGGUUUCGUUUGAGAUACUUCGGCUGGUGUGCUUCCUGAUGGAAAAAGGGCUCAACUCCAAAGAAGAGGAAGAGCAAGGGGAAGGGGAAGGGGAAGGUGGUACCGAGUGGCAGACGGGGACUGGCAUGGGCGAAGGAGAAGGCCUGAAGGAUGUCACUGAUGAGAUUGAGGACGAUGCGCAGCUUGAAGGCACGCGCAACGAGAAGCAGGAGCAGCAGCCUGAGCCGGAGCAGCCCAAGCAAAGUGAGGAUAAUGCCAGGGAGGUGGGCUUCGACCUGGACACAGAAGCCAAAGCCAUGCCGCAGGAGGAAGAUGAUAAGAACCAGGACGAGGAGAAGGACAAUGACGACGAGCAAGACCUUGAUCGCCAACAAGGCGAGGUAGAUCUUUCCAAGGGUGGGACUCUCGAUGAGAAGCUGUGGAAUGGCGAGGACGAGGACGACAAAGAUGACAAGGAAGAUGGUGAUGCACCCGAGGAGAAGGAGAAGGGACCGCAAGAGGACAUUGAGGCCCAUGGGGCGCAGGGUGAGGGCGAAGCGGACACGACUGCGAAGGACGAGAAUGACAGCAAGAGCAACCAAAAGCCGUCCGAAGACGACCGGAAGGCCGACAAGGAUGCCAAGGAUGUGCCGGAACAGGAGCCACAAGAGCCUGACAAGACGGAGUUCGAAGAUAAAGAUGCGCAGUUCGACGUCCAAAUGCAGCCUCAAGAGAGGGAUGGUGCCGAGGGCGAAGGUGAGGGCGAAGGCCAAGGUGAGGGCGAAGGGGAAGGUGAUGGAGAAGGGGAUGCUGACUCAGACUUUAUCAAGUCCGACAUCGAUAUGGACGGAGAUGGGGAUGGUGGUGACGACGGGGAAGGAUCAGAAGGAAGCAAGUGCGAAGAGGACAUCGGCGACCUGGAUGCCGCUGAUCCCGGCGUCCCAGAGGAGAAACCUCCAGACGAUGCUGGAGCUGAAGAGCAAGAAGGCAUCGAUCCUUGCGUGCAGGGAGAGCAGAAGCCUGACCAACAAGACCAGGAACAGCAGGACCAAGAUGGGGACAAAAAGCCGGAGAAUGUCGAUCCGUCCAAGGCGAAGCAGAAGGCGGCGGAGGAGAAGGUACCGGAGCCGCUGAAGCAGGGCGAUCCCGGCGCCAACCCCUCCGGCAAGGACACCACUGCGCCCCAACAGCAGCAGCAGGACGACCAGAUGUUCGGUGGAAGCACGGGUGAAGCUGCCAACUUCGAGUCCCAGGCGCAACAGGAUGCCCAAGAUGUCUCUGCCGGAGAUGAACGAGGAGGUUCAACAGCGACUGCAACGGACUCCAAGGGCGAUGCAGCCGAAAUGACAUCGGCCAAGCCACAAAAGUCGAGCGGUGCUGACAAGAAGCAGUCUCCAGCGAAGCCGAGCCCAGAUGUAGGGGCCAGCGAGGAGCGCCGGCUGCAGAAGCUGGACAUCCUGCGAGAGGCUGAUGGCGGAAACGAUGCCAUGGGCGACCAGCAAGAGGCGGGCGCCGAGCAGGGACUGCACCUUGCAGACCCCAAGAGUGGCCUCGAAGCCCUGGGCGAGUGCCAGGAUGCAGCAGGUGCGGACCAGAAGGCGAUGGGUGCCGAUGGGCAGGCAGAUGAGGAGAGUGAUGGCGAAGCCCCGGCAAUGGAGGAAGACACACCAGGGCAAGACCAAAACAAAAUGCUGCCUAAUAUGCGGCUUCAGGAGACGGAAGAUGCUCAAGCCAACGAGAAGUCAGGCGUGUCCAAAGACCUGUUGCAGACCGAAGUCGCGGACGAGGACAUGCAGCUCGAGGGCUUUCGUGGUGGCGUCAACUCUGUCCAAGCUGCACCGGGAGCGCUUGCGUCGGCACGGCAGGCAACCACGGAUGACAUGGACGUCGAUGAGGAAGGUGAAGGUGGCUGGAGGAAGAGGUCGGAACAUGAAGCUAUGCAGCUUUGGGGCCAGCUUGAGCGGAGCACAACCCCGCUUUCUGCCGCCCUCUGCGAGCAGCUGAGGACCAUCCUCGAGCCGACAUUGAAAGGCCGUUUGCAGGGCUACUUCCGGACUGGAAAGCGAAUAUCGAUGAGACGAGUCAUCCCCUUCAUUGCCUCCAACUAUCGCCGGGACAAGAUCUGGCUGCGGCGGACAAAGCCUUCGAAGCGGGAAUAUCAGAUCGUAGUGGCCAUCGACAACUCUCGCAGCAUGAAGGAGUGCGGCGUUGGCCCCAAUGCGCUGCAGACCCUCUGCGUCCUGUGCCAGGCAUUGGCCCAACUGGAAGUGGGCGAGUAUGCUGUUCUCGCUUUUGGCAGCGCAACUCCCCGCGUGCUUCUUCCUUUGGGCUCAGGGCAGUCCCAUGCCAACAGCUUCAGCUGGGCCCAAGCUGGUCCUCUGCUCCGGGAGUUCACGUUUGAGGAGGAAUCUGUCCAGAGCCACAACCGAAGUCUGGCGGAUCUCAUGCGCCUCAGCUCGGAGCUCUUCGAUGAGCGAAAUGGGCCAAAUCCUGCCCGACCUUUCAGCCAGAUGAGCAUCAUCAUCUCUGAUGGCCGUUUCAACAAGAACAAGGUGCGCCCGUGGGUGCAUGCUGCUCUGGCUCGGCAGCAGCUGCCCUUACUGAUCAUUGUCGAUGCCGAGUCUGAAACUCCGGCAGCGAACGCUUCCGGUUCUAAGCGGAGUGUUUUCGACCUGCGUGCCGUUUCCUAUGAGGGGGGCAACUGCCAGGUCGUGCCGUAUUUGUCAGACUUUCCAUUCCCCUACUAUGUGGUCGUGCAGGACUUGCAGACUCUGCCGGCUAUUCUCAGUGACGUGAUGAAGCAGUGGUUCGAGUUGGCGGCAAGCGCCUGA
Messenger RNA from Symbiodinium natans, 6306 nucleotides. NCBI's taxonomy places the organism in Eukaryota, Dinophyceae, Suessiales, Symbiodiniaceae. The record is from the annotation of a GenBank genome assembly.